UGAACAGCUGCGCUUGUGCCUGACGUCACAGAGCAUUUCUGCUGAGGUGUUUCAAGCACAUACACAUCACCCAACUCACAUUCUCUCUUCGGCCAAUGUGGCGGGCUUUCGCGCGAACGGCAAAGACACUCUUCGAUUGUGGACCACCACCACCACCAGGAUUACAACUACUAACGCUGAAUCAGCAGGUAUUGCGACAUUCCAUCGGAAGCCGUUUUUGCAAGAAGUACCUUUCCGCCCCGGCCCCCUCCACGUUUUCAACCGCAUCAUAUAAUAUGAGUUCCGAAAAGCCAAAGGUUGUUUUUGUGCUCGGCGGACCUGGCGCCGGAAAAGGGACGCAGUGUUCAAAGAUUGUAGACCGCUUCCAGUUCACGCAUCUCUCCGCCGGAGAUUUGCUGCGGGAGGAGCGAUCCCGCGAAGGCUCCGAGUUUGGCACGCUAAUUGAGGAUUACAUCAGAAAUGGCAAGAUCGUGCCCGUGGAGGUCACAUGUUCGCUGCUGGAAAACGCCAUGAAGGCGUCUGGAAAGUCAAAGUUCCUCAUUGAUGGAUUCCCCAGGAAUCAAGACAAUCUGGACGGCUGGAACCGCCAGAUGUCCGACAAAGUGGACAUGCAGUUUGUGCUAUUUUUCGAUUGCGGCGAGGACGUGUGCGUCCAGCGAUGCUUGGGACGUGGCCAAAGUGGUUCCGGUCGGUCGGACGACAACAUGGAGAGUCUGAAAAAGCGCAUUUCCACCUACAAUAACGACUCAUUACCGAUCAUCAAGUUCUUCGAAGGCGCCGGCCAGGUGAAGAAGAUCGACGCAAGUCCUGAAGCGGAUGCGGUCUUCGGCGAUGUGGAACGCGUGUUUGUGGCCAGCGGCUUCUAGACAUUACAUUUCCUAUCUGGUUCUGUGUGCAGUGUUAUCUUGAAUUUCCUACACCCCUCAGAAAUACACAUAUAUACGCUUGUUAAUGCUAA
Messenger RNA from Drosophila bipectinata, 958 nucleotides. It is a transcript of the gene Cmpk, whose product is annotated as cytidine/uridine monophosphate kinase Dak1. The record is from RefSeq and is a predicted model, not a curated record. Gene Ontology annotation, biological process: UDP biosynthetic process; 'de novo' pyrimidine nucleobase biosynthetic process; CDP biosynthetic process. Gene Ontology annotation, cellular component: cytoplasm; nucleus. Gene Ontology annotation, molecular function: ATP binding; UMP kinase activity. NCBI's taxonomy places the organism in Eukaryota, Metazoa, Arthropoda, Insecta, Diptera, Drosophilidae.